Messenger RNA from Condylura cristata (star-nosed mole), 789 nucleotides. Its product is annotated as chymotrypsinogen B-like. NCBI's taxonomy places the organism in Eukaryota, Metazoa, Chordata, Mammalia, Eulipotyphla, Talpidae. Gene Ontology annotation, molecular function: serine-type endopeptidase activity. Gene Ontology annotation, biological process: proteolysis. The record is from RefSeq and is a predicted model, not a curated record. The transcript has 7 exons. Bases 1 to 789 code for a protein of 262 amino acids.
AUGGUCUUCCUUUGGCUCUUCACCAUCGUCACCCUCAUGCAGGAUGCCUUUGGCUCUGGGGCCCCUGCCAGUGACCCGGAGCUGAGCAUUACACCCAGGAUCAUCAAUGGGGUGGACGCUCCUCCUGACUCCUGGCCCUGGCACGUGUCUCUGCAGAGUCCUACUGGUAUCUCCUACUGUGGGGGCUCCUUGAUCAGCGCAUCCUGGGUGGUCACCGCCGCCCACUGCAAUAUCACGACAUCUUCCUUCGUUAUUGCUGGCCAUUAUGAUCGACACGCUUCCCAGGAUGGUGUCCAGAUCCUGAACAUUGCCCAGAUUUUUAGGCACCCCAAGUUCCGGUUGGGUACCAUACGCAGUGACGUUGCCCUUGUGAAGCUGGCCACCCCGGCACGUAUCGACGAGACAGUGUCCCCUGUUGUCCUGCCCACUAUUGAUGAAAAUUUCCUUCCCGGGUCCCUGUGUAGAACCAUGGGCUGGGGGUUCACCGACCGUAAUGGCAGCCAGCUCCCCAUCAAGCUGCAGCAGGCCACCGUGCACCUCCUGCCCAAGGACAAGUGCAAGAAGCACUGGAAAUUCAUCCCCAGGGACAUGAUCUGUGUGGGGGCGAACGGUGCUGGCUCCUAUGUCGGGGAUUCUGGAAGCUCCGUGGUCUGUAUCAAGUAUGGAAUGUGGACCCUCGUCGGCAUUGUGUCCUUUGUUCAUGAAGAUAAACCCACUGUCAUACCGUUUGUGGCCACCCUGUUCACUAAAUUCAAACGCUGGGUGAAGGCCACCAUGGCCCAAAAUUAA